AUGGCGUUACCCAAGCGCAUUGUCAAGGAGACGGAGCGGUUGAUGGCGGAGCCCGUCCCUGGUAUCAGCGCCAUUCCUCAUGAAGACAAUCUGCGAUACUUUGAUGUCGAGAUCCAUGGCCCUCAGUCGUCUCCCUACGAAGGUGGCAUUUUCAAACUUGAACUCUUCCUUCCCGACGACUACCCAAUGACGCCGCCCAAGAUCCGUUUCUUGACCAAGAUUUUCCAUCCGAAUGUUGACAAGCUCGGGCGCAUCUGUCUGGAUGUUCUGAAGAACAACUGGUCACCCGCUCUCCAAAUCCGAACCAUACUCCUAUCGAUCCAGGCUUUGCUGGGUGCCCCAAAUCCCGACGACCCCCUCGCCGCCGACGUUGCCAAGAGCUGGAAGGAGGAUGAGAAGGCUGCCAUCCAGACUGCAAAGGAGUGGACGCAGCAGUAUGCCGUGCCCAAAUGA
Messenger RNA from Thyridium curvatum, 453 nucleotides. RefSeq lists its product as uncharacterized. The coding region runs from base 1 to 453 and encodes 150 amino acids. The record is from RefSeq and is a predicted model, not a curated record. The transcript is spliced from 4 exons. NCBI's taxonomy places the organism in Eukaryota, Fungi, Ascomycota, Sordariomycetes, Thyridiales, Thyridiaceae.